This is a messenger RNA of Lottia gigantea (owl limpet), 3003 nucleotides long. RefSeq lists its product as hypothetical. The record is from RefSeq and is a predicted model, not a curated record. Gene Ontology annotation, biological process: proteolysis. Bases 1 to 3003 code for a protein of 1000 amino acids. The transcript is spliced from 14 exons. Gene Ontology annotation, molecular function: serine-type peptidase activity. NCBI's taxonomy places the organism in Eukaryota, Metazoa, Mollusca, Gastropoda, Lottiidae.
AUGAGGAGUAUAGUAUUAUUUGCUAAGUUCUUACUGCUGCAUUUAUUAAAUGCGAAAGAGACAUACAAGUCUCCUAAACAGUUUUUAGAAAGUGAAGUUGAAAGAUUAAAUAAAGCAAACACAGAAUGUUCUUUAAAAAAAAUAACAAGACGCGCUAUAGAAAAACAAAGAUUGACAUUUUUAAAUCAAGAUGUUGAUCAUCCAGAAGUUUGUUUUGUAAAAUAUCUUGUCACUGAAUCUAAAGAUAGUUUAAUGUGGUCUGCACUAGGUACAAUAUAUGAUAAAAAAGGGAAAAAAUUCACAUCCCAGACUAACUUUUGCUUUAAACAGGCCUCAAAACUUGAAGGGAAGUUCUCUAAGUAUAUCAGUGAAUGGAAUUUUCUGGGUCCAUUUCCAAUCGGAAAAACAGAAUUUGAUGGAGAUCCAAUACAAGUUUAUGGUGAUAUCAGGAAUCUUUCAUUGUCUCGAUAUUCCGGGAAAGAAUAUUAUUCUGAAUUGAUGUCAGAAGCAAAAGUAAAAUGGAUGGAAAUUAAACAGAGAAAACUAGAAAGUAUUAUACAAAUCUCUCCUUCAAUUCCAUGGAAUGAUUUAGUUAGCUCCCUUGGUUCUCUGGGAAUAACUGAGUGGCAAGGCUGGCUAGUUGGUGAUAUAGCUGUUAAUGUGGACAGUACUCUAUUAUUUCAAUGUAUUGGUGUAUCUACAUUCUAUGUGAAUGAUGUCCAAUUAACUGGGGAUGUCUAUCAUCGAGAACGAUAUUGGUUUUCUGUUCAUCUUACUCGUGGUGUUCACACAGUUUAUGUGCCAAUUCGAACUAAAGUGGCUGCCAAUAUCAAAUGUUCAUUCAAAGCCAUGAAGAAAACAUUUGAAAUUUUAGAUCCUAAAUUUUUACCCGAUCUAUACGAUGGUUAUAUUUUUGGCCGAUAUUUUACUCUUCCUGUUUCAAACUAUCAUCCAACAAAAUGGUUAAAAAAUAUCAAAAUUACACGACAUGGUGGUUUGAGUUCAAUGAUAAAGGUGAAGGCCAUUGAAUCUAGUGUUUCCAUAGCACCUGGACAGACUCGGCCAAUAAUCAUCAAGCUAUCAUCAGAUUCCUUAGUAACAUCAACAUGUAAAGAAGGGGGAAUUAAUUUUGAAAUUAAGAUUUCUACAUCAGAAGGUAGUGAAACUAUGGGUAUGAAUCUAAGAUGUCGAGGGAUUGAUCAGUCUGUGGUUUUCAGUUUCAUGAAUCAUGAUGGAUCCAUACAGCAUGCUGCUACUAUUAAACCUAUAGGGGAAAGUAAGGGAAUAUCGUACCCUGUGAUGUUAACAUUACACGGUACCACAGUCCCACCACAGAACCAAGCUGAUAGCUAUAAAUAUAUGGUCAAUGAUGAAUUUAUUUUUGGAGUUGAUGGUAUGUGGUUGUUAGCACCUACUAGACAUGGAGCUCACAACUGGGAAGGUCCUGGUUUAUUAACAGCUUUAAGAUCUAUUGAAGCUCUGAAAGAGUUAGUCGAAGAAGCCUCAUGGACGAAACCUAAAGUUGAUACAGAACAUUUAAUUAUAGCAGGUCAUUCUAUGGGGGGACAUGGAGCCUGGCAUAUAGCUACUCAUUAUCCAGAUAGAGUUAUGGCCCUUGUCAGUUUAGCGGGAUGGAUAAAGAAAGAAGAAUAUGGUGACAGCAAUUUAUUCUUUAAACAUGAUGUAUCUACAAGCCAUACAGAUCCAAUAGUCAAAUUAAUCAUGGAAUCCUGUAUUUCUGAAAAUGAUGCUGAUAAACAUGUUUCAAAUUUAAAGGGAAUGCCAGUGUUUGUUAGAAUAGGAGCUGCAGAUAAAACAGUACACCCCUAUUAUAGCCGUAGAAUGGUCAGACUGUUACAUGAAGCUAGUGUCCAGGUUCAAUAUACAGAAUUACCUGGUAAAGAACAUUGGUGGUGGGAUACCAGUAAGACCAAUGAUGGUGGUGCUGUCAAUGAUGAACCAAUCAGAGACUUUGUUACUAAACACCUAUUAACCAAUCAGAAAGGAUCUUGUUCAGUCGAUGGUAAUUGUGAAAAUGAGGAAGGCUGGUCUAAAUAUCAGUCCAGUGAUACAGAGUUUGUUUUAUCUACUGUAAAUCCAGCUUUAGGUUCUGGGUUAAAAGGUUUAAGAAUCUUACAACAGAUUAUUCCUUACAGAACAAGUGAUAUAAAGGUGAAAAAAGAAGGUGAGAAGAUAACUCUGAUUACUACCAAUGUUAAAAGAUUUGAACUACAAGAUUCUAGUAUACGUGGGAUAGAUUGGGAGAACUAUGAUAUAUACAUUGAUGAUACACAUUAUCCACAGUCAGAGAUCUCACAAAUGUACCAACAUCAGUUACAUUAUUUUAAAUUGCGUGAUGGUAAAUGGCUUAUAACACAUGAAGAUAUUUACAAGCUUGGUGAAAGAGGACCAGAAAAUUUGGGUCCAGCCAGAAGAAUAGCUGAAAAAGAUUUUAUACUAGUUGUUGGUUCUAGUGGUAAUAAUGAAGACAUCAAUAAAUUAUUAUUAGAAUCCAGUGUAUAUAUAGCCAAUUUAUUUUUAUUAACAUCAGAUACAAUAGCUAAUAUAGUAUUAGAUAUUGAGAUAACAGCUAAUCAAUUAGAAAAUAAAAAUAUAAUACUACUUGGUUCACCAGAAGAAAAUAAAUUUACUGGUGAUUAUUUAUCAAAAUUACCAGUCAGAUUAAAAGAUAACAGUAUAACUUUAGGAACUUGUAAAUACACCAACCAAACCAAUACAGGUUUAUUCACCCUAGCUCCUCAUGGCCAGAGAAAUUUAGCUUUAAUUCUAUUUGGUAGUAAUAAAGAAGGUCUAAAAGAUGUGAUAUCAUUAGCUAAACCUACCAUUCCACCAAUGACUAGAUCACCUUUUUCUAACUUGUUACCAGACUAUGUUAUAUCUGGAUCUGAAUCAAGAUGGAAGGGUCCUGGUGGUUGGCAGUGUGCAGGCUUCUGGGACAAUGAAUGGAAAUAUCAACAAUAUCUCUCUUCAUGUAUUUGUUAG